Molecule: messenger RNA, 851 nt
Organism: Rhincodon typus (whale shark)
Lineage: Eukaryota; Metazoa; Chordata; Chondrichthyes; Orectolobiformes; Rhincodontidae
Product: beta-crystallin A2
Exons: 5
Coding region: 217-807 (196 amino acids)
Biological process (GO): visual perception; lens development in camera-type eye
Molecular function (GO): structural constituent of eye lens
Source: RefSeq, a predicted model, not a curated record
CUUAAAUGUGUAACCGGGCUAUUCACCUCAGCCACCCAAUGUGGUGGUGAAUAUAAACACCAGCAGGGCCUUGUGGGGCCGAACGGCCUGGUCCUCUCCGACUUACCCUGCGAAUUCCAUGCUCUCACUGCUCUCUGUGCAAAGAGAUGACGAGGGGAGGAGAGACGGAAGCAUGUCACAAGACUGCUAUAAAAGGUACAAGGGCGAUAUUUCAAGAUGACGACCCAACCGAUGGACAUCAUGGGCCAGUGGAAGAUAACUGUCUGGGAAGAGCAAAACUUCCAGGGAAAACAUUGUGAGUUUAUGCUGGAAUGUCCUAACAUCAUGGAGCGAGGAUUCAACAAGAUACGAUCCAUUAAGGUAGAAUGUGGACCGUGGGUGGGAUUCGAGUAUCCAGAAUUCCAGGGGCAGCAGUUCAUUCUGGAGAAAGGUGACUAUCCACACUGGGAUGCCUGGAGUGGAAACAGUGGCUACAGAACAGAGCACAUGCUCUCCUUCCGCCCCAUCAAGUGUGCCAAUCACAGUGACAGCAAGAUCACGCUUUAUGAGAAUGAGAACUUCCAGGGCCAUAAAUUUGAGUUGUGUGAUGACUACCCCUCUCUACAGGCCAUGGGCUGGUGUAAUAAAGAGGUUGCUUCCAUCAAGGUGAACUCUGGAGCGUGGGUUGGCUACCAGUAUCCAGGUUACAGAGGCUACCAGUACAUCUUUGAGAGAGACAGGCACAACGGCGAGUUCAAGAACUACAAUGAAUACAGCACCCAGGCCCAUACCAACCAGCUGCAGUCUAUCCGCCGAAUCCAGCACUGAGCAAUGGGCUGUUCAGCUUUCUCCUUUCCAACCUGUAUUAAGAA